Chrysochloris asiatica (Cape golden mole) is the source of this 748-nucleotide messenger RNA. It is a transcript of the gene FKBP3, whose product is annotated as FK506 binding protein 3, 25kDa. Lineage: Eukaryota; Metazoa; Chordata; Mammalia; Afrosoricida; Chrysochloridae. Gene Ontology annotation, molecular function: peptidyl-prolyl cis-trans isomerase activity. Bases 74 to 748 code for a protein of 224 amino acids. The record is from RefSeq and is a predicted model, not a curated record. The transcript has 7 exons.
GCCCCGCCCCCCAGGGGCGGUGUAAUCCGGAGCCAGGCGGGCUAGCUCAGUAGAAUUGAGGCAGCGGGGGAAGAUGGCGGCGAGCGUUCCACAGCGUGCGUGGACCGUGGAACAACUGCGUAGCGAGCAGCUGCCCAAGAAAGACAUUAUCAAGUUUCUGCAGGAACACGGUUCAGACUCGUUUCUUGCAGAACAUAAGCUACUAGGAAAUAUUAAAAAUGUGGCCAAAACAGCUAAUAAGGACCAUUUGGUUGCAGCGUAUAACCAUCUUUUUGAAACUAAGCGUUUCAAAGGUACUGAAAGUGUAAGUAAGGUGUCAGAGCAGGUGAAAAAUGUGAAGAUUAAUGAUGACAAACCUAAGGAAACCAAGUCUGAAGAGGCUCUUGAAGAGGGUCCACCAAAAUAUACAAAAUCUAUUCUUAAAAAGGGAGACAAAACCAACUUUCCCAAAAAGGGAGAUGUUGUUCACUGUUGGUACACAGGAACGCUUCAGGACGGAACUGUUUUUGAUACUAAUAUUCAAACAAGUUCCAAGAAGAAGAAAAAUGCCAAACCUUUAAGUUUUAAGGUUGGAGUUGGCAAAGUCAUCAGAGGAUGGGAUGAAGCACUCUUGACUAUGAGUAAGGGAGAAAAGGCUCGACUAGAGAUUGAACCAGAAUGGGCUUAUGGAAAGAAAGGACAGCCUGAUGCCAAAAUUCCACCAAAUGCAAAACUCAUUUUUGAAGUAGAAUUAGUGGAUAUUGAUUGA